GGACGACUGAGCGACAGGAAACCCCAAGAGACUCUGAAACACCAAAAUGAAUGUCAUCAAGAUGCAACCCAGUCCAAAUGCGGGUUCGGAACCACACGGGAACCACCCGGAACCCCCACACAUCCUGGGGCUUGGUGCAUCUCCUUCGCAUUUGGAUAUUUGAGUGAAAUGUCUUGAGAGCUUAUCCAAUAGCGCAACCACAAAUGUUUGUUGGGAGUUUGGAAGGGGAUCGUUGAGCCGAAGAAUCCACAGCCAUUUGUGUGUGUGCAGUCGACGGCCAAUGUGGCUCGAAGCAUCGCUUCAUCCGGUACUGUAGCUGCGUGUUUAUGCGUUGGCUCCUGGCAUGCUUGCUGGCCCUAGUUCCAGCCCAAGAGACAGGACUCGAGCCCGACGGAGCGGUCCAGCUGCAGCUUCACCGAGUCCGUGAUGACUACGUGGACCUGCUCAUUGUCGUGCCGAGUGAGGCGAAGGAGGUCCAAGAGCGCAGAUUGAUCAGAGACAGCUGGGGCAAGUACCUGGCCGAUGGACACUGCAAGGUGUGCGGCUCCAAUCGCCGUGUGAAGCUGCUCUUCGGCCUCGGGGCACGAACCAACCAGUCCCUGCAGGAGGAGAAGGAUUGGGCAGAUGUGGCAGUGCUGUCACUGGACUCGAAGCUUGACUCCCCGAACCAGCAGGCCAUGAAGACCCGAAUCCUGAUCGCACACGCAGUGGAGAAGUAUGACUUUGGGCUGUUGCUGAAGGUGGACCCUCACUCCUUCGUCUUCCUGGAUCGCUUACUGUCUUUGGCGGAGGGCAAGAAGCUCUUCCCCUCGGACGAGACACCUGAUAUCUAUGGCGGGUAUUUCGCCUAUCAGGACAAACAAGUCAAGAAGAUGGAGGGAAAAUUGAAGGAUCUGGACUAUCGAAAAUUGACUGGCCAUAAUCGAUUCCCGAAGUAUGCAAAAGGCGCUGGGUAUUUGCUUAGCCGAAGACUUUGCAGAUGCUUGGUGCCAGAAAGUAUGUCAUGUUUGAUUGGGCUCCCAUGCCAGCUCUACGCAGCUUGUCCAACGAGGACGUGUCAGUCGGCUUCUGGUUGCAGCCCGUUUCACACUGGAACGUGCAGUUGCCUGUGGCGACAGCUGCGGUCGGCUGUAAGGAGAAGGAGAAGAUCAUCGACCACCCGGUGCCGCCGGAGGAGAUGACACGGCGCGGCCAGGCGCUGGCCGCUACAGGAGACUGUGACUGGGAGAGGGUCUUUUCAGAGUUUCACUCCUUGGGGCCGAACACCGCACGGCGCCGCACGGCGCCGCACGGCGUCGUCGUUUCGUGAGGAGAUCCCUGCGCCGCUGCGUGAAAUGCGGAGGAGCUACCCGUGUGUUGAAAGAAGGAUGUGAUAGACCGUUGAAGCAUCUGAAUCUGAUGUGCACAACAGGAGAUUAAAAAGUGUCCGAAUGAGGGGGUGUUGCUUUAGUUUACUUGCUCCUUCUAUGCAUGUCUAGUGCCAGGUCUGCUGCGGUGGAACCCCCCAACACUGGCCUUGAGAGCCCAGAUGACACAUUGAACCACCCUCCUCAUCUAAACCACGAACCAGGUGAAGGGUCCAAUGAUUGAUCUCCUGCACAUGUAGCUCAGACUGUCUGGGAACCUUAAAACCCACCUCGAGUCGUCCUUUUCCGAGGCUCCAGCCUUUACACCUGGGCAGAUGUGGCCAGGUAUGCAAGCUGCAGGCAUGCGAGAACAGCGUUAAAGG
Durusdinium trenchii is the source of this 1729-nucleotide messenger RNA. The record is from the annotation of a GenBank genome assembly. Lineage: Eukaryota; Dinophyceae; Suessiales; Symbiodiniaceae.